Molecule: messenger RNA, 4262 nt
Organism: Doryrhamphus excisus (bluestripe pipefish)
Lineage: Eukaryota; Metazoa; Chordata; Actinopteri; Syngnathiformes; Syngnathidae
Source: RefSeq, a predicted model, not a curated record
UAGGCUCCAGCACCCCUGCGACCCUCGUGAGGACAAAUUAAUGAAAAUGAAUGAAUGAAUUGUGUCUUUGGCAACAAUCAUGUCAAGUCAUCAAUUACACGUAUUAAACUACAAACUGUGUUUUGUGUUAGCAUUUUUGGCUUUAGAUUGUGUUUUGUUUAGUGUCAGAUGUUCUGGAAUCAAGGUUCCACUGUAUACCCAAUAAAUAAUGGGCCCCCAAGCCUUUCUUUGGACACCUUUGCAAUGUACUUUGCAACGGUACUCAAAUAAAGAAUAAAAAAACAAAAGUGACAUUAUAGAUGUAAACCCUCAUUAGGUUGAGCUGGAGCCUAUUCCAGUUGGUUUAUUGUGCUUAAUCAUUCCUAAUGCAAGGCAUCCAUCCCUUGGCUGGUUUGAGUGACAGACCCCUAGUUCUGAGAAGGCAUCUGAACGGGACGAGAUAACACUUGACCCGACUUAUCUCCUCCCUCCCACUGACCCUCAAACACCCACCAGUAGACCCCCCCCCCCUCCUUGACAGAGAAGGAAAAGUUAGUGGUUGGUUUGAGUUAGCUGUGUAAAGGCCAUCAGGUCUCACAGCUAGGAGACCCGGGUUCGAUUCAUUGCAUGUACCCCGCCUCUCGUCCAAAGACAGCUGGGAUAGGCUCCAGCACCCCCGCAACCCUCGUGAGGAUAACCGGUAGAAAAUGAAUGAAUGAAUGAAUGAAUAUUUAUAGAGCCCUCUAGACAUGAAAUAACACCCCUAUAGUCAUCUUUCCAUUCAUAUUACCCAUUAUAAUUGACUCUGUUGCUGGUGCUGUUUUGCCAGGUCUCACAGCUAGGAGUCCCGGGUUCGAUUCCCCGCUCGGGCAUCUCUGUGUGGAAUUUGCAUGUUCUCCCUGUGCAUGUGUGGGUUUUCUCCGGGUACUCCGGUCUCCUCCCACAUUCCAAAAACAUGCUAGGUUAAUUAGCGGCUCCAAAUUGUCCAUAGGUAUAAAUGUGAGUGUGAAUGGUUGUUUGUCUAUAUGUCCCCUGUGAUUGGCUGGCGACCAGUCCAGGGUGUACCCCGCCUUUCGCCCGAAGACAGCUGGGAUAGGCUCCAGCACCCCCUGCAAAAAAGCGGUAGAAAAUUAAUGAAUAAAUGAAUAUUUGAUAUACAGUCAUUCAAUUUUUACAUGCUGCACGGUGAACUAGUGGUUAGCAUGUCGGAUGAUUCAAACGAUUCUUUGUGUGUACGUGCCUUGUAAUUGUCUAGCGAUUCAUAGAGGGUAUAGCCUUUCUUCAGGAGCUGAGUCAAAAGAUUCGGUUCUCUAAAAAGCGAUGAACUUCCCAUCACUGCUGUGUUACCCUCGUUUGUUUACUCAUAACACAAAGCUAAUAUACAAAAUGUAUCAUUUUUCUGGAUGCAACUCUGGGUGGGAUAUAUUCGGACACCCGUGCUGUGGUGUGAUGGAUCGAGGUGGGUGGUACCCCGUUAUCAACUUCCACACUGUGAUGACAGUGUGAGUGAAGUAUAACUGAAAGUGUCAGGCUGACAGAAACCACAAAAACCACCAACUAAAAAAAAAAAAACCCUUUUCAAUUCUGCUCAGUCGGUCAAUAUGAAAACAAAAGCAGUCAAAAACGAGGAUGACUUUGUGAAAGAGUGAAGACGAGAUCAGACGAUGGAUGAGAGAAGUACACCAGUAUUCACGUUCUUCCUGUUUUGUCUGAUUGCAGGGAUGCCAGCAGCUGCAAACAUUCAGGACGUUUGUUCCAGCUGCCACGUCAACGCCACAUGUGAUAACAAGUCAGAUAACUCGGGAAAAGUUUGCAACUGCAAGUAUGGUUUUGUUGGAAAUGGAAGAACUCUGUGCCAAGAUAAAGAUGAGUGCCAGAUAGGCGCCACAAAGAUAUGCGGGCAGCAUACAACGUGCCAUAAUACGUAUGGGAGUUACUACUGUACCUGCCUGGAUGGUUACAUGGCGUCCAACAACAUGCCGGUCUUCAUUCCAAACGAUGGAACCCACUGCCAGGACAUGGAUGAGUGCAGCGUGUCGGGGCAGUGUGGACCAGGAGGUCAGUGCAGGAACCUGGAUGGCGGUUUUGACUGCAGCUGCCAGCUGGGGUACCGAGUCCACAAUGGGAAAGAACCCUUUCAUCCUCACAAAGACAAGGCUUCAUGCAAAGUGGUGGACUGUGGCCAUCCGGCUUUGCAGGACAACAUGCUGUUGUUCUCAGCAACAGGGACCACAUAUGGAAGCGUUGCCACGUUUGUCUGCGGUGAAGGAUUUCUAUUGAAGAGUGGGGUCACCACUUCACUGUGUGGAGAUGACGGACUAUGGACAAGGACUAAUAUGAUCUGUGAAGUGGUUGACUGCGGUCCUCCUCCUCACUUCCCUCAUUCACACAUGCUUUGGAAUAAGAGCUCAAAGAUGGGCGCUGAGGUGUUUUAUCAGUGUAAUUUUGGGUAUCGGCACGCUGGAGAUAGCAAUGUCUCCACCUGCACCAACGCAGGGCAGUGGGAGGGUGCAUCUGUUCUUUGCCAAGAGAUAUUAUGUGGCAAACCACCCACAUUACCAAACACAGGAUAUGUAUGGAAUGGCACUUCCGCUCUUGGAAGCAUAGCAAGCUAUUACUGUAAACCAGGAUUCGAUCACAGCGAGGGAAGCGCCGUAUCGCGGUGCAUGUCUAACGGUAACUGGACAAAGCCAGACGUUUCAUGCAAAGAAGUUGACUGCGGCGCUCCUCCUGACAUCUCGAAUUCGGUCCGCUUAUGGGAUAACAGAUCUACUGUGGGCUCUGAAGUUGUUUAUCUCUGUAACUUUGGAUAUUACAAUAUUGGAGACAGAACUACAUCAGUGUGUACCGACACUGGAAUAUGGGACCAACCCAUUCUGCACUGCCAAGAAAUCAAAUGUCAGGAGCCUGUUGUGAUAACACAUACAAAAAGGCUAUGGGACGGCGCUACACAUGUCGGCAGUGUGGUCGUCUACCAAUGUGAUGAAGGAUAUGACACAAGGAGUACCAGAAACUACUCAGUAUGUGGAGAGAGUGGCCUGUGGGAGGAUAUUGAUCUUUGGUGUGAAGAAAUAAGCUGCGGUCCCCCACAAACGCUCCCCAAUACUAACCUCCUGUGGGACCGCUCCAUUCGUCCUGGCAGUGUGGUGCUGUAUGAGUGUAUCAGUGGAUAUUACCGUGAGAGUGGAGAAAAUAUUUCCACGUGUCAAACAUCAGGAGAAUGGGCAAAAGUGUCAUUAAAGUGCGAAGCAAAAUGUGGCCCAAUCCCCUUGCUUGCCCACUCAGAUGUGGUAUGGCAUAACAACAGUGUAGUGAUCCAUCGCUGUGUGAAUGGAUAUCACAGCUGGAGGGGCAGCGACGUCUCACUCUGCAGCAGUUCUGGUGUUUGGCAGAUGGCUACAAUCAAAUGCAUAGAAAUCAAGCCACCCAUCAGUCAUCUCCUUGUUUCCAAUGAAAAAUGUCUGCAAUGGAGAGCAGAGAAGUAUGAAGAGGAUACAGAAAUAUACAAGGUGGCCUACAUAGGAUCCAGAGACUACGACAGGGCCAAUGUUGACAAAAGGAAACAGUUUUUGAGCUCGACGGCAGAUUGGCUAGAGGUCUGUCUAAGUCUGCUUCCAGCCACAAACUACAGCAUCUCUAUCACGGCGAUGUCAAAGGGGUUCACAGCCUCCAUCAGCACCAACACCAGUUUAACAGUACCGCCAAUACCAGACGUCUACUACAGAGAAUACGAGACUCCUGCACCGACUUUGAGGUUGCACAGAUCACCCAAUAGUCUUGACCCAAUAAGUUUGUACCAAGUGUUUGUACUUCCUAUAGACGACACGAUGGUGUUUGACUGUUCCGCUCCCGUCGAUGGCGACACCGCGAGCAAAUAUGAUACCGUGAAAGGUUCCGUUCAAGCUCAGAUGCGCAUCAGCCAUAUUGGAACGGCGAUGAAUUUUACUGUGGGAGAUGGUCUCUACUACGGAGGCUUUUUCAACGCUCCUCUGGAGAAAGGCAGACACUACUAUGUUGUCUUGCGAGCUGUCAGUCAAUGGAAAAGGGACUUAAAAAGCUCCUGCGUCCUUUGGGCUAAAGUCACAGGUACAUCCUAUGUUGUGAGGGUUUCAUCGCUGUGCGGUGCUGCUACAGUAGGGCUGAUAGCUUUAGCUGUUUUGCUCAGAUACACUUAUAUCUGGUGUGUCAAGAAAACAUAACAACAAGCCUUCACGUACAUUAUUGCUUCAUUUUGUACAUAUUUGAAAUAAAAUCUGUAUUCCUUUGCAACAAUUUUGUUGUUU